AUGAAGAUUGGAUACUUCGGCAACGAGUUUCCCCACGACGACCUCAAAGACCUCUUCCGCAGGCUCUGGAACCUCAGCAAGGACAGGCAGCAUCGGCUGCUCGCCGCAUUCAUCCACGAGGCCACCUUGGCCGUCAAGGACGAGGUUCGGCUGCUCCCGUCGGCGACAAGAAGCCUGGUGCCCACGUUUGAGACCAUCUUUGACCUCGCCGACCAUGCGGAGCUGCGCAGCGGGCCGAUGGGAGGUGCGGUGGAUGGGAUGCUUCUCUGCGCCGUCCAGCUGGCAACAUUUAUUGGCUACCAUGAAGACGAUGCCAAGGACGGAUUCGACUUUGGCAACCCCGAGGCCUGCCUCGCCGGCAUCGGCACGGGCUUGCUGUCGACGGCCGCCGUCUCGCUAUCCGCUACGCUGGCAGACGUGCCCGUGGCCGCGGCCGAGGUGAUGCGCAUCGCCUUCCGGCUGGGCGUUCUCGUCGACGAGGUGUCGCAGAACCUGCAGCCGCGCGCGGCCGACGGCGGACACGGCGACAGCUGGGCCUACGUAGUGCCCGACGCGGUGGCCGCCGAUAUCCAGAGCGAGCUGGACGCGGUCCACGCGGCCGAAAGCAUCCCGGAGCCCAACAAGAUCUUCAUCAGCACCGUCAGCCGCAACUCGGUCACCAUCAGCGGCCCGCCCGCCCGGUUGAAGCACCUCAUCGACACGUCUGAUUUCUUCCGCAACCGGACGCUCGUCGCCCUGCCCGUCUACGGCGGCCUCUGCCACGCCAAGCACAUCUACGACGAGGAGCACGUCGAGAGGAUCGUCGAGCCCAGCCCGCUCGACGCGGUUCUCCGGCCGCGGGUGCCCGUCUUCCCGACCGGCGGCUCAGAGCCCUUCCCGGGCAAGACGGCCACCGCCCUGUUCCGCGACAUCGUCCGGGACCUCCUGACCCAGACGAUCCAGUGGGACGUCGUCGUGCAGGGGAUCCGGCAGCAGGCGGCCAGGAACGCGGCCGUGUCCGAGUACCUGGUGCUCACCCUCCGCGCCUCGCUGCCCGGGCGAGAGCUCGUCGAGGCGCUGAACGAGGACUCGGAGCAGCCCGUGGCAAGGACCAAGGACCUGGUGCCGUGGAUCACGAAGCCGGCGGCGGUCCCGCGGGGGCCACGGGGCGCGCAGCAGUCCAAGAUCGCCGUGGUCGGCAUGUCGUGCCGCAUGCCCAGCGGUGCGACCGACACGGAGAAGUUCUGGGAGAUCCUGGAGCAGGGCCUGGACGUGCACCGCAAGAUCCCCGCGGACCGGUUCGACGUUGACACGCACUACGACCCGACGGGCAAGCGGGUCAACACGAGCAUCACGCCCUACGGCUGCUUCAUCGACGAGCCGGGCCUGUUCGACGCCCCCUUCUUCAACAUGUCGCCGCGCGAGGCGGCCCAGACGGACCCGAUGCAGCGGCUGGCCAUCGUGACGGCGUACGAGGCGCUCGAGCGGGCGGGUUACGUGCCCAACCGGACGCCGUCGACGGACCUGCACCGGAUCGGCACGUUCUACGCCCAGGCGAGCGACGACUACCGCGAGGUUAACACGGCCCAGGAGGUCGGUACCUACUUCAUCACGGGAGGGUGCCGCGCCUUCGGGCCGGGCCGCAUUAACUACUUUUUCAAGUUCUCGGGCCCGAGCUACAGCAUCGACACGGCCUGCUCGUCGGGCCUCGCGACGAUACACAUUGCCUGCAACUCGCUCUGGAACGGCGACACGGACAUGGCCGUGGCAGGGGGCAUGAACGUGCUCACCAACUCGGACGCCUUUGCCGGGCUGGGCCAGGGCCACUUCCUGUCCAAGACGCCCAACGCGUGCAAGACGUGGGACUGCGAGGCAGACGGGUACUGCCGGGCCGACGGGGUGGCAUCGGUGGUGCUGAAGCGGCUCGAGGACGCCGAGGCGGACAACGACAACAUCCUGGGCGUGAUCCUGGCGGCGGGCACGAACCACUCGGCCAACGCCGUGUCCAUCACGCACCCGCACGCGGGCCACCAGGCCGAUCUGACGCGGCAGAUCCUCGCCCAGGCCGGCGUCGACCCGCUCGACGUAAGCUACGUCGAGAUGCACGGGACGGGCACCCAGGCCGGCGACGCGCAAGAGAUCCAGUCCGUGACACAAGUGUUUGCGCCCCUGACCCCGACCAAGCGCCGCAGCCCCAAGCAGCCGCUACACGUCGGCGCAGUCAAGUCCAACGUGGGCCACGGCGAGGCCGUCGCUGGCACCACGGCCCUCCUCAAGGUGCUCCUCAUGUUCGACAAGCAGGCCAUCCCGCCCCACGUGGGCAUCAAGAACGCCAUCAACCCGGGCUUCCCCAAGGACCUCGACAAGCGGAACCUGCACAUCCCCUACGAGAAGACGCCGUGGCCGCGCGUGCCCGGGAAGAAGCGCAUCGCCGUCGUCAACAACUUCAGCGCCGCGGGGGGCAACACGAGUCUCGUCCUCGAGGAGCCGCCCGAGCGGGAUUCGAGCGCCGUCGCGGGACCGGAUCCUCGGUCGACCCACGUGGUCGCCGUGUCGGCCAAGAGCAAGGUGUCGCUCAAGGGCAACCUGGAGCGCCUGAUCGGCUACCUGGAUGCUAACCUGGACGUGUCGCUGUCGGACCUCUCGUACACGACGACGGCCCGGCGCCAUCACCACAACCACCGCGUCGCCGUGGCCGCGUCGGAGGUGGGCCAGCUCAAACGCCAGCUCGGCACGUACCUCGAGGGGGUCGAGAGCCACAAGCCGAUCCCGAACCAGGGCCCGCCCUCGGUCGUGUUCGCCUUCACGGGUCAGGGGGCCUCGUACAAGUCUAUGAACCUGGCCCUGUUCCGGGACUCGGCCGCAUUCCGGGACCAGAUCCUCCACCUGGACUCGCUCUGCCGGGCCCAGGGUUUCCCGUCCAUCGUCCCCGCCAUCGACGGCAGCUUCCCGCAGGACCACGCGCAUUCGCCGACCGUGACGCAGCUGGCGCUCGUGUGCGUCGAGAUGGCGCUGGCAAAGUAUUGGGAGUCUCUCGGGGUGCGCCCGGACGUCGUCGUCGGCCACAGCCUGGGCGAGUACGCGGCCCUGCACGUGGCCGGGGUGCUCUCGGCGGCCGACGCCAUCUUCAUCGUCGGCCGGCGGGCGCGCAUGCUCGAGCAAAAGUGCCAGGUCGGCAGCCACAAGAUGCUGGCGGUGCGGGCGUCGCUCGACGACGUGCGCGCCCACGCGGGCGGCCGGCCCUUCGAGGUCGCCUGCAUCAACGGGCCCCGCGACACGGUGCUGAGCGGAACGGGGCCCGAGAUCGAGGCGCUCGCGGAGACGCUGCAGGCGGCCGGGUUCAAGUGCUUCAACCUUGACGUCGCCUUCGCCUUCCACUCGGCCCAGAUGGAUCCCAUCCUGGACGAGCUCGAGGAGGCGGCCAGCCGGGCGGUCCUGUUCCAGCCGCUCCGCCUACCCGUCGUCUCGCCGCUGCUGGGGCGCGUCGUGUUCGACGACAAAACCAUCGACGCCCGCUACGUCCGCCGGGCCACGCGCGAGGCCGUCAACUUCCUGGGCGCCGUCGAGGCCGCCCGGGCCGUCUCGACCCUAGACGACUCGAUGGUCUGGAUCGAGAUCGGCCCGCACCCGGUCUGCGCCGGCUUCGCCCGCUCCAUCAUGCCCUCGCUGGCCACCGCGGUGCCGUCGCUGCGCCGGGGCGAGGACGACUGGAAGACGCUGGCGACCAGCCUGGCCGCCGUCCACGCCGCCGGCGUCCCCGUCGCCUGGGACGAGUUCCACCGCCCCUUCGAGCGCGCCUGCGGCCUGCGCCUGCUCGACCUGCCCACGUACGCGUGGAACGACAAGACGCACUGGAUCCAGUACAACGGAGACUGGGCCCUCACCAAGGGCAACACCUUUUACGACGCCGAGAAGAAGGCCAAGGCGGAGGCGGAGGCGGCGGCGACGGCCAACGCCAACCCCCUGACGGCGCCCAAGUCCAACCUCCGCACCUCGCUGAUCCACCGGGUCGUCGAGGAGACCUUUUCGGGCUCGGCCGGCCGCGUCAUCGUCCAGUCGGACCUGAUGCAGCCCGAAUUCCUGGCGGCCGUGCGCGGCCACGAGAUGAACGGAGCCGGCGUGGCCACGUCGUCCAUCCACGCCGACGUCGCCUGGACCCUGGGCAAGUACCUGUACGAAAACCUGCGGCCGGAUCAGAAGGAGAGGAUCAAGGGCAUCGUGCAGGACAUGAGCAUCACGGACCUGGUCGUGCGCGAGGGCCUUGUGGCUCAGAGGAACACCAAGGUGCCGCAGCUGAUCCAGAUAGCCAUCUCCACGGCCGACAUCGAUUCGGGCACCGCCCAGCUCGAGUGGCACAACGUGUCGCAAGACGGCCGCUCGCUGGUGGAGCAGGAGCCCUUUGCGACAGCCCGCAUCGUCUACGGCAGCGCCGACGCCUCGCUGUCCAGCUGGGUGCCCAUGCUGCACCUGGUCCGGGGCCGCAUCGAGGCGCUGUCGCGGCUGGCCGACGAGGGGAAGGCGAACCGAUUCUCGCACAACAUGGCCUACCUGCUCUUCGCCAACAACCUGGUCAACUACGCAGACAAGUACCGCGGCAUGCAGGCCGUCGUCCUCGACGGGCUCGAGGCCUACGCCGAGGUGACGCUCAAAUCCGGCGCCGGCGACUGGACGGUGCCGCCUUUCUUCAUCGACAGCGUCUGCCACCUCGCCGGCUUCGUCAUGAAUGUCUCGGACGCCAACGACACCAAGGCCAACUUCUUCGUCACACCCGGCUGGGGCAACCUGCGCCUCGCCCGCCCCCUCGUCGCCGGCGGCCGGUACCGCUCCUACGUCAAGAUGAUCCCCACCAAGGAGGACCCGACCGUCUACCUCGGCGACGUCUACGUGCUGCAGGGCGACGAGAUCAUCGGCCUCAUGCAGGCCAUCAAGUUCCGCCGCUAUCCCCGCGUCCUGCUCAACCGCUUCUUCUCGCCCGCCGACGUCAAGAACGUCACAUCAUCGGGCGUGCCCGCCGCUGCUGCUGCAGCAGUUGUUCCUUCUGCCCCUCUCCCUACCGCGGUUCCCAAGGUUGCGCCGGCCCCUGUUGUUGUACAACAGCAAACGCCACCACCGGAACAACCGGUUCCCGCACCAGCGCCCAAGCAGUCAGCCCCAGCCCCGGCCCCGGCCCCGGCCCCGGCCCCGGCUCCAGCUCCUGCCGCCGCCUCCUCCGAGGACAGCGUGGCGGCCAAGACGCUGGCGCUGGUGGCGGCCGAGGCCGGGCUGAGCAUGUCGGACCUGCACGACGACGCCAGCUUCGGCAGCCUGGGCGUCGACAGCCUGAUGAGCCUCGUCAUCGCGGAGAAGCUGCGUGAGCAGCUCGGCAUCACGGUCAGCGGCAGCCUCUUCCUCGAGUACCCCGCCGUGGGCGACCUGCGCGCCUGGCUGCUCGAGUACUACAAUUGA
Thermothelomyces thermophilus ATCC 42464 is the source of this 5424-nucleotide messenger RNA. RefSeq names its product polyketide synthase. The transcript is spliced from 4 exons. Gene Ontology annotation, cellular component: cytoplasm; plasma membrane. The record is from RefSeq and is a predicted model, not a curated record. Gene Ontology annotation, molecular function: phosphopantetheine binding; 3-oxoacyl-[acyl-carrier-protein] synthase activity; fatty acid synthase activity. NCBI's taxonomy places the organism in Eukaryota, Fungi, Ascomycota, Sordariomycetes, Sordariales, Chaetomiaceae. Gene Ontology annotation, biological process: DIM/DIP cell wall layer assembly; fatty acid biosynthetic process. The coding region runs from base 1 to 5424 and encodes 1807 amino acids.